Molecule: messenger RNA, 1204 nt
Organism: Aspergillus aculeatus ATCC 16872
Lineage: Eukaryota; Fungi; Ascomycota; Eurotiomycetes; Eurotiales; Aspergillaceae
Product: emp24/gp25L/p24 family protein
Exons: 3
Coding region: 84-779 (231 amino acids)
Biological process (GO): intracellular protein transport; endoplasmic reticulum to Golgi vesicle-mediated transport; Golgi organization
Cellular component (GO): endoplasmic reticulum-Golgi intermediate compartment; endoplasmic reticulum; Golgi apparatus
Source: RefSeq, a predicted model, not a curated record
ACUUACCCAUUUCUUUUUGUUUCCUCCCCCUCUUCAUUUCCUCGGAUUCUUAGGUCAAUUUUCUCCUGAAUCUGGAUCGCAUCAUGGCUCCGUCUCGAUCAUCGGCCUCAUGGCUCUCCUCUGCGCUGGCCGUAUGUGCCAUCCUGUGCCUGUCGGUGCCCGCCAAUGCCCUCUACUUCUUCAUGGACGGGCGCCAAACCAAGUGCUUCUAUGAGGAGCUUCCCAAGGACACCCUCGUUGUCGGCACCUACUCCACGGCCGUCAUCAACGAACAAUCGAACACGUAUAUCGUCGACCCCAACCUGAAGAUGCUCAUCACCGUGGACGAGAUCUUCGACAACGACCACCGCGUCGUCUCCAAGCGCGACGGCCACUCGGGCCGCUGGACCUUCUCCGCCGCCGACGCCGGCCUGCACAAGAUCUGCCUCACCCCCGAGACCAAUGCCGCCACGGGCGGCUGGCUGUCCGGCGCCCAGGCCGGCGCCGUCCAGGUCACCCUCGACAUGGCCAUCGGCGAGACCAGCAAGAUCGAGUCGGAGGACAAGGACAAGAUGCAGGACAUUGUGCAGAAGGUCAAGGACCUGAACGGUCGCUUGCAGGAUAUCCGGAGAGAGCAGGUGUUCCAGCGGGAACGUGAGGCCGAAUUCCGCGACCAGUCCGAGGCUACCAAUUCCCGCGUCGUCCGGUGGACCCUGAUCCAGCUGUUCGUUCUCUCGGCCGCUUGUGCCUGGCAACUCUCGCAUCUCCGCUCUUUCUUCAUCAAGCAGAAGCUCACAUAAAUGCCCAUGUCGAUCGGACGAAAGGGGGGUUCUUUUCUUUCGAGCUAUGAUUUUGUUUCUUCUCCUUGGUUCUGUGCGACAAAGAAAGAAGAUCGAGGGGGGGAGAGAGAAAUUACCAAAUCAGGCCCGGUAGCUUUAUAUGAUCGGUGUUUUCUUUUCAGCGAGGUAAUAAACUUUUCUAAGUCAUUCGUAUUUCCAAAUGUUUGUUUGUUUGUGUCUUACGGGGACAUGACAUGAUCUAUAUUAUCUUCUUCACACUUGGGCUGUGCUGCUAUGUUCAAAGGUAUCUAGUCAAGGAACGUAAGGUGAUCAUAGCGUUCUCAUGGUGUUCGGUUGGUUAGUCGAGUUCUUGAUGUGGAGUAGCCUUCGUCUGCAUGGGCUGCUCGGAGUAUCCCAAGCGAGCCGGCAGGAUAUAUAUACCGUGU